CGUUAGGGGCCUCUGGUUAUGCCAGGUCAGGUGGUAUUGAGAGAAUAAGAACCCGCUGUUGGCGGGAUUAUCGCUCAUUCAUUGUUGUUCAUGCUGGAGUGGAUGUACUGAGCUGUUCUGCCCGUUACAUGGUUUCUUCAUCGUUGUCAUUAAAACAUCUGUCUGACAUCGAGAAGCGUGUUUCUUCAUGAAGAAACCAUGGUGGUGGUACAGUGCUCCGUCCCCGGCUGCGCGUUUGUCUCCGCCGAUGUGUCCGAAGCUCUCGCCAUCGCCCUGCUGUCGAACCACGGGCUGGCUCAUCAGCCUCUGCCCGUCCCGGCCACGCCACCCCAGGCAUCGUCUCCCGCGGGUCCGAAGCUAGAGCGCCCCACGGUUGAUGUCGGCGUGUCCAUCGAGGAGUGGAACCUGUUCACGCGCCGCUGGGAAGUGUUCUGCGCGGGAUCGGGCAUCACGGACGCCCAGGCCCCUUUCCAGCUGUUCCAAUGCGCCGGGCCGGACCUCGGUGACAGCCUUCUUCAGACCAACCCGGAUGCUGCGACCGGACCUGCGGCGGCCCUCCUCUCCGCCAUGCGCUCGCUGGCGGUCAUCCCCGUGGCUGCGUGCGUUCUGCGCACCGAGCUGCUCCAGCUGCACCAGGAACGGGAGGAGACGUUUCGCGCCUUUGCAGCCAGGGUGCGCGGCAAAGCGGAGACGUGCGCCUUCCACACUGCGUGUGUGUGCGGUAGAGACGUGGAUUACAGUGACCACAUUGUUCGUGACGUUCUUAUUAAUGGCAUUUAUGACACUGAUAUCCGCCGAGAGACUCUUGGUUUUCCUGAUGUGCUGAAUAAGACGGUGAAUGAGGUGAUCGCCCUGGUAGAAAACAGAGAAAUUGCCCGGAACGCUCUACCGCCCUCCUCUCUGUCAGCAGUAUCAUCUUUCCGGCGCCAGACCGGCGCACGGGCGAGCACUGCCCCUCCCUCUGCUGACGUCAAUAUGUCUCAGCGGGCGGCUUGCCGUGACUGCAAGGGGAUUUUUAAUGUGUUUACUGAGGGGCCCCGUGGGUGGAAUUCGAAGCCCCACCAGGUGUGUUUGGACUGUUUCAGGGCGCACAGGAGGGGGAGACGGCGGCAGCCGGCUCCGGAUGGUCAACAGGCCGCUGUGAGUGCUGGGCCGAUCGCCCAGAUAUCCCUGGUCGACUCUGGCUCCGGUCGCCGUAGACGUAGGGGUCGUCACGAGGGCCAACACCAGCAUAGCACCCUGACACCCUCAGGUGCCAUGACUGGGCCCGCUAGGCUCCCACACCAUAUCUUUACUAAGGGGGAGUGGCGACGCGCUCGGAUGAAGGAGCACCCCCGGGUUUCGAUUCAGAUUUCUGUUGAUGGUUCGGUGAGACCUGGAGGUGGUGCUGGCGCCCCACGCCCCCAGCGGGACGACUGUGUCUGCCAUUGCAGAUACUGGUGCCCAGUCGGACCUUUGGUCUUUGGAGGAGUUCCACAGGUGUGGCUUUUCACAGGAUGA
Messenger RNA from Acanthochromis polyacanthus (spiny chromis), 1500 nucleotides. RefSeq lists its product as uncharacterized. The transcript has 2 exons. Lineage: Eukaryota; Metazoa; Chordata; Actinopteri; Pomacentridae. The record is from RefSeq and is a predicted model, not a curated record. Bases 199 to 1500 code for a protein of 433 amino acids.